This is a messenger RNA of Mobula hypostoma (lesser devil ray), 7132 nucleotides long. RefSeq names its product MTOR associated protein, eak-7 homolog (gene meak7). The transcript has 10 exons. The coding region runs from base 599 to 2005 and encodes 468 amino acids. The record is from RefSeq and is a predicted model, not a curated record. Gene Ontology annotation, biological process: TOR signaling. Lineage: Eukaryota; Metazoa; Chordata; Chondrichthyes; Myliobatiformes; Myliobatidae.
CGCUGAUAUGAUGUCACAAAUUCAAAAAAUUACAAGGCUUCACAUACAGUUCUGAGAGUGACCUCACGUAAGUAUUGAACAGAAGUUCAAGGAAAAUAGAAAAAGACUGCUUAAAGCGAAGUUGUGUAUUGAAUGAGUUAAUUCGUCAGCAUCGGAGUGAACGCACGCCGCUUGACGGAAUGCUGAUCAUGAAACAAGCCAAGAUCUAUCACGACGAAGUGAAACUUUAAGUGACGUGCUGCUGUCAGGGUGUCGAACCAACAGUGUUGUGCGGCGGUCACCAAUGGUCCUAUAUGCUACCCCUUCAUUUCCACUGACUGACUGAAAAGGACUCACGCAGGCGAAAGUACUGGCACCGCACUAUUCCUUCAUCUAUUGAUGGCUUCUCCUUGCUGAAAAUAAAAUUUCAGAACCAUAAAGAAAUAUGAACUACUAAAUCAAAAACAGAACAUGAUGGCAAAAUGCACUGAAGAUCAAUCAGAAUCUGGGAAAUAAUUGAAAAGUUCUAAUGUCAGGGCGGCUCAGAAAAUUGAGUGCCUCAUCCUUUUUUGAAUGCAAUUUAUAUUUGCGGAGACCUGGCGGAUACCUGUGAAGAAAGAUGGGCAAUUCCGAGAGUCACCCUGUGCAGGGAGUCUGGCAAAGUCAAUUUUCGGCUGAAGAACAGACAUUUCUGGGUGAUCUUUUUAAGGUUAUGUGUGGAUCCAAUACCACUGAAGAAACAAAGGGUGGAAAAGCUCCCAAGCAGCAGCUUACACUCGACAUGUUAAAGGCCUAUAUUGAUGGAGUAGUAACAGGACGAAUGAUUAUUCGAAUGUACAAUGGAAUGAGGAACAUUCAUCCAAUGAAAAAGUCAAACGUCGCUGACUCUGUAAGCAAGAAACAGUUUCUUUCCUUUCUUUAUUACACCAUGCGAGGCUGCGUGGAAGAAAGAAGUUUUGUCGUUAUGCAUAUGAUUUCCAGUGAACCUGACAGCCUUGUAACAGGGAGGCAAGUAAAAGAGUUCACAGAGGAUAUGAUCGUAUCAGUGAUCCACUUAUUAAAUGAAGAGAAGAUGCUAAUGGGUUGGAGCUUGGAGAAAACUGGAGAUUGCAUUUUGGGUACAUCGCGUCUGACUGCUUAUCUGAUGGCAGAGUUGAAGGCUAAAGGAAAAGAUCUAUCUGUGGAGCAUUUGCAAACUGUAGAACUUGGACAGGAUGCCUUAAAGGAUUGGAUGUGCAGAGCCUCUCUGAUCGUUAGUUUUCUCCAUGCACUGGUUGCUCUGGCUCUUCAUCUUACAAAAUCAGAGUACCAAGGUGAACUCUUCAAUCCAAACCAGAUGCUGCCACUGUGUUUGGGUAUAGAAUAUUCUGGGAUAUUUACUGUUUUGGAUAUCCCUUCUGUCAUUUAUCUCAAACCCAACUUGCCUUCAAGGAACCAGAGACAAUGGAAGCUGUUGUUCUCCUCUCAAGCCCACGGGGAAAGUUUUUCUCGUCUUUCCACUCAGAUUAUUCACAAAGGACCAACGUUGUUGGUUGUGAAGGAUUCACUUGGAUACAUCUUUGGUGGUUUUGCCUCCUGCAGCUGGGAGCUGAAGCCACAGUUCCAAGGGGAUAGCAGAUGCUUUUUAUUUACUCUUAAUCCAAAGCUGGGGAUCUACAGCUGUACGGGAUACAAUGAACACUAUAUGUACCUGAAUGUUGGCCAGCAAACCAUGCCAAAUGGACUUGGCAUGGGAGGGCAGCACAAUUACUUUGGAUUGUGGAUUGACAGUAACUAUGGUAAAGGUCACAGCAAAGCCAAGCCACGGUGUACAACUUACAAUAGUCCUCAGCUGUCUGCCCAGGAGCAUUUUACUAUCGAUACCAUGGAAGUUUGGAUGGUGGGAAAUCUCCCUGCAAGUGAUCUGUCUAAAACCAAGAGUGUACUGGACACGGACCCUGAAGCUCAGGCCUUGUUGGAAAUGAUUGGAAAGACGAGGGUGAGUGAUGGACUGCGAGAUCCUGGUGGAGAUGAAGAGAAAGAAUGAAGUGAUUCCUGAAGAUCAAGUGCAGAAUAAAUAGUAUGAUGUCACCAUUAUUCCUUAGAAGAGGAGAAAUCCUAAAUGAACCAGCUGAUAAAGACAAUCUUCUGUUUAAGAAAUAAUAAUCAAACAAAACGCAUUAAAAGAUUUGCUUAUUUUUAUGGCAGAAGCAUCGUCAAUUGAUUCCUGAGCUGUGUUUUAUGCAAGGUAACAGCAAUUAGAUGAUUCUGAUCUGAACAUAACAGAUUUGCAGGAAAACAGGAGGAAAGGAAGAUCUGGGUACUUUUUCAGAGCAAGAAAUUCCACCUAAGUUAUUCUACCUAUUUCAGUAUAUUUCACCCAUCACCUAACUGAGUAGCGCAAAUUGAAUUUGUUGCGAUUGUUAAGGCAUAAAUUGCUAAGGAUGCAAAUAUGUGUACCAAAUUAAUAUUUGUCUUGGAUGGGAGGCUUCAGAUUUGUAGUAGAUUUUCUAUAUUUAAUCGACAAUUUCAUGAUAUGGAAUUUAAUUACAUUGUACUGUGAUUAAUACAACACUACUAACUGCAAAGUGUUUCAUUUAAUACUGCUUCAUUUAAUAAUGAUUUAAUCUGUUUUCAUAAGUGUCUUCACAAAGUUGAGUAUGUUUAAAAAAGACUAUAUUCAUGCUCAGUAUUGAAACAUCUAUGUUUGUUCUAUAAAAUGGUUUUAUUUAUGACAUUUCUGGGAUGGUAUCAAUGCAAUUAGUGAUUCUCAUCUUUUUAUGAAUAUUCUUACAUUAAUUCUCAAACUAGCUCAUGAAUAUCCGUUAUCCAUAACCUAUAGUUUCCCUUUAUUGCUCCUCAUUUUCUUCUGUUUGCUGACUUCCACAUUUGCAGGAGUCAGUAUAAUGUGCAUCAUGAGGAAAUAGAGGAUCUGAUUUAGAAGAACCACUAACAGGAUGCAUAAUGAACAGGCCAUCCUGCCUUUUGAACCAUUAUCAAGGUCAGGGCUGAUCUUAUACCUUUGUGCCAUUUCCUGAAUUUCUCUAUAUCCUAUGAUUCCCUUAGCAUCCAGGAAUCUUAUCAACGUCUCUUUUGAAUUAAUUCUAUGACAGAGUCUUCACAGUUCUCUGUGACAGUGAUUCAUCACAUUCUGAGUGAAGAAAUUUCUCCUCAGCUCAGCUGUAAUGUGCCUUUACCUUGGUCUACAACCUGACCAGCAUCCAGGGAAACAUUCUUCCUUCUUCCAGCCUGUCCUAUAGGAAGUUUGUAAGUUUCACUGAAAUCUCCUCUAAAUCUGUAGGGUAUACAGAAAACAUCUACUUAAUCUCUCUUCACCUGUUACCUGAGGAAUCACUCUGGUGCCUCUUAGUUGCUUUCAGUUUAUGAAUAGUACAACAUUUCUUUGGUAAGGAAAUGAAAAGAGUAUCCAGGUAUGCUCACACCAAGGCCUUGGUCUUUGCAUUAAGAUUUCCCUAAUUUUUGUAUUCAAAUACUCUUGUAAUAAAGGCUAACACACUAUUAACUGACAUAAUGUCUAGUUGCACCUAAAUGUGGUGUUUUGAACAACAAAACAGCGAAAUUUCUCAGUUUUUGGUUUGAAUUAAUGUUACAUUGAAUAUGACAAAUAGGAUCAAGUGCAUGGAUAGAAAUGGAGUAAAAUCUAAAAUACAGCACUUGUUAUAUUGAAUUUGAACUAUUAAACCCUGCUUUCUGUAGUCAUAACUGAAAUACCACAAUGUGUUAGCAAUAGAGAGAAUGGUAGAGAUAGGAUUUUAUAAUAACACAGGACAUUUGGUCCAUUGGUUCCAUUAUGGCUUCUAGGGGAGAAAUUACAACUGUUCCAUUGUCCCUCUCUAUCUCCCUGUAUUCACUUAUUGUCUCUCGCCCAUGUCCAUCAAUGCCCUUUUGAUUCUUUUUGACAUUAACCUACUCUGAAGAUUAACUUACAGUAAUUGAUGAACCUAACGUGCAUUCUUGGGAGGAAGCUGGAGGACCUGCGGGCAACCACUGGGGAAGUGUGCAGAUUCUGUCCAGACAGUACACAAGGGUAAGAUUGAAUAGAUGCAAGUCAGCAGCAUUAACAAUUGCAAAAUCAUGCUGUCCUAAGCGCGUGCAUCAUUGACCUGAUAGAUUAACUGAUUGAUUUUUUUUCUCUGCACUGAUGCUGAUUGACUACCCAAUUUUUAAAGGUGCAUUGAGUCCUAUUUCUCAGAAAUUUAUUUCUGAGAAAUAAUCUAUAUUUGCAUCACUUUUAAUUCUGGAGAUGACUUGUAGUCUGAAGGUUUUUAUUACAAUUAGAUACAUACUUUUUAGACAAUUAGUCAAAUCUUUAAGAGAGUUUUAUGAUGACAAAAAGAAAGGGUCUUAACAAAUAAACAAAAUUAUUUCCAAAGUAAACAGCUCCAUCAAAUCUGUUCAUUUAUUUGAGGAAAAUUUAGUAUACUUGCAUAAAGCUUUGUACAAGAUGUCUCGCACCACAAGAUGAUACUUUGUAUCAAUAGAAAUGGUAAAUGCUUGGCUAGAAUCUGGUUUCAACCCCACAAUCCAAAUCUAGUUUAUCACUGGAGGUAUUUUCACGGUUAACAGAUAUUACCCUCUUGAGAAAAUCUGUAGAUGCUGAAAAUCCAAAACAGCACACACACAAUGCGGGAGGAAGUCAGUAGGUCAAGCAGCAUUUAUGGAAAAGAAUAAACAGUUGAUAUUUCUGGCUGAGACCUUUCUUUACCCUGACUUUUUUUAAAACUUAAUUUUAAGUAGUGAUCUGGGUAGUGGUAGUGUCGAGAAUACUGGAAGUUUGUAGAUGAUGCUGAAGUUUUGACAGCUGACAGUGUAGUCAAAUUUCAGAUGUAUUCAGAUGUGUUGUAGAAUGGGAGAUGGUGUUUAAUUUGGUGUUUUGUAUGUUGGUUGGAUCAAUAUUAUAAAGAGAUUAUGAAGGAAAAACAUACGUGUGAUGCUGUUUGCAGAUUAUGAAACUUCAGUGACUUAUGGAGAAACUGGCAAAAGCUAUAGUUAAAACUGGAAAUGAUUGGAAAAACAAAGAAACUCUACACUUUUUUUCUAAUGAAUUAUCAAUGAUCAGAAAUUAACUGAGGCGGCUUGAAUAUUUCUAGAAUUUUCUUUAUUUCAGAUUUCUGGUAUCUAAUGUAACCCAAUCCUUUGCUAACUUUAUAUAAAACUAUAUCAAUGGACUGUGAACAUUUGAGACGCUGCCUGUCAGAGUUACCCACGCCCAGUUUUAGUUUUACUCUCUGGUGUUCCCUGGACUUGGAAACGGUCCAAAGGAGAUUCAGAAGAAUGACUGCCAACCUAAAGAUUCAGAGCUCAUAUAACAGACUUGAAGAUCUUUGUCUGUUUGCAUUUAAGAACUAAACUUUCUCUACCCAAGUCAAAGUUGGUCCCAAAUUGAGUACAACUUGGGGGAAACUUACAUUCUGCAACUUUCUUUGUAUUCAGCAGACGACCUUAUGGUGCCACGUCCACUGAAUGUCUGCUGCUUCUGGUGUUCCUAGCCAAUCUCCCAACCAAGUACUUAUUUUGAAUCUGCUGAGUUUGAGAUUUGUUGGAAUCAGGUGCCCUGAUACAGUUUGUUUCAUUUCUCUUUUAAUUGUCUAAUAUCUCUAUAAAUUAUUUAGAAAUGUACUUUUCCACUUGCUACUUAGCCAAAUUUAAAAGUUUUUCCAUGACUUGUUAUGUUAUUGCACUUAACCAUUCUGGGAAGAUUUGAACACAAUGGAAUAGAUACUCUAACAAAGGUUCAGUAUGGGCCAAUUCCCCAGUGGAAUUGACUCCAGACAACAUCCAUGCAAAGGUGAAGAAGAAAAUGGAAAAAAAAAAGCAAUGGGAUGCAUAAAUAUCAAAGGGAGAAACCAAACAGUGAGUUUCAAUAUUCAAACUUUAUGGUUUUGUGACUUAAAACACAUACAGACAGCUAUAGACUAUAAUCUCAAAUGUCUUUGAUCCAAUUUCCUCCUAUUCAAAAUGCUCCAGAUUGAUUUAAAACUAUUUGUAAAUUCUUUCUAAACUUCAAUAUUUUCUUGCCUAGUUUAAAAAUAUUCAUUGAAAAUUCAGACUGUUUAAUUUGAAUUUGGUAUGAAAAAUAUUUUGACUUUUUGGCUAAUUACUGUUCGGUACUGUAUCAUGUAUUAAAGCUAACCAUGUGCAAUUCAUUGAUUAAUGUAGAAACAGAGUCAGAAUUGCACAGACUUAACAGGUCCUUUGUCCCAACUUGUCCAUAUGUAUCAAGUUGUCCACUUGAGCUAUUCCCAGUUUCUACAGACACUCCUAUAAAUGAUAACUGUGAUGUUUAAGCAACUUGGAAAAUGAAUAGAAUGGGAAGUAAUUAACUCAGUUGUCAUUGACCAAACUUGAAAUACCAACAUAUACUUAAAAAUUGGCUUGGAAGCUUAAAAAGUAAAUUGAGAUUUAAGUGCACCCCAGACUACCUGUUUUGUUGGACAGUGUACUAUUAUUCACAAAUUCCUAGCUACCCUCUGAUUAGGGAAGUCAAUGUCACUCAGUGAAUAUUACUCAACUAGAAAGGAAAUCACAAUUUAAUCUGAACUCCAUAACACCUUUUGUACAAUUCAAUUCAUCUUCCUGAAAAGGUUCAUUGAUAGAAGUCAACCCAUUUUCACCAGGGAAUCAGCUUUAUUAUUGCAGCAACUGGUUGUGUCCUUCCAAGGGUGAGAACCUAUAGUCAUUUGGAAUCUUAUAUUUAAGGAGAUAAGUCAUUGCCCUAUUUACCAAAAAAAGUGUUUGUUUUCAUUUGUUUAUUUAAGUGCACUAGUGUGAAUGAGAGAUUAGUUUGUUAAAUAAAUCUAAAAUGGAAAACUGUACUAGUACCAGCAAUAGUGAUCACAGUGUCCAUCAAGUUCACUAGAGAGAAAAUAUUAGAACAUUUUCUGCUCCUUAACUUGUCUGGAUUUAUAUGCGUGCUCUCAGAUAACUGACCUAAAAUGGUCCAGGAAACCAUCUGGUACAGUUAUAGAAUGAUUAUAAAUUAUAGCCAAACCAGUGUAAAAAUAUUAAAAAUAAUCAACAAUCUUCAAUGAUUACCAAAGUUUUUGUAAAUUUAGAAACUACAGUUUAUUGAAGUGGUGCAAGAUGAGAAAUGUCAUAAGUACAUAGUUCUUCCAAAAUACGAGGGGUGAUUGAUAAAUUCAUGACCUAAAUU